AUGUUGUCGCUGCUGCUGUGUCUUCUGGUGGCGACUCCGUGGACGCCGGCGUCUGGCGUCGCGACGGCGGAGGAGCGGCCGGUGGUGCGCGUGGAGCAGGGCGCGCUGCGCGGCGUCUCCCUGCGCUCGGCGUCCGGCCGGCCCUUCUACGGCUUCCGCGGGGUGCCCUACGCGCGGCCCCCCGUCGGCAAGAGGCGCUUCAAGGAGCCUGAACCGCCCAAACCAUGGCCAGGGGUCUGGGAUGCUACGCAUUAUGGUAGUCCGUGCAUCCAGUAUGUGUUCGUGCAUAGCUCUAGUGACUCACCUGUGGUUGGUGAAGAGGACUGUCUGCACCUCAACAUCUUCACACCAAAGUUGCCUACACCAAAUGGAGUAUCUCCCUUAUUAGAUGUUUUUGUGUUUAUUCAUGGAGGAGGCUUUAUGAGUGGUUCUGGAAGAUACUUUGGACCUGAUUAUCUACUGGAUCAUGAAGUUAUUGUAGUAACCAUCAACUACCGGUUAGGUAUUCUUGGUUUCCUGAGUACAGAAGAUGAACAACUACCAGGAAACAAUGGACUAAAAGAUCAGUCCAUGGCCUUCCGCUGGAUACAAGCAAAUAUUGCAUCCUUUGGAGGAAAUCCAGCUAGUAUUACAAUAGCAGGUUCUUCAGCUGGAGCAGCUAGUGUCCAUUUUCAUUAUCUUUCUUCCUGGUCUAGAGGUUUGUUUCAGAGGGGUAUGUCAUUUAGUGGAUCAGCCCUUGUUCCAUGGGCAAUUGCAGAAGGUCAGCGAGAAAAAGCUGAUAAACUUGCUAGUCUUGUGGGAUGUAAAACACAUUCCUCUAAAGAAAUACUGGAGUGUUUAAGAACUAGACCAGCAAGGCAAUUAGUUGAGAUGACACAACAUUUUCAGAUGUGGCGAUACAAUCCCUUUACCCCAUUUGGACCAACUGUUGAAACAGCAGGAAGCACCCCAUUUUUGGCUAAACAGCCAGCAGAACUUAUGGCUGAAGGUUCUAUUCAAGAUUUGCCUUGGGUCACCAGUGUUACAACAGAAGAAGGUGUUUAUCCAGCAGGAGAUUUUGUAACUAAUGAAGAUCUUAUGGAAGAGCUCAACAGGCAUUUUGUGGAACUUUCACCUUUUCUUCUGGACUACAAUUAUACAGCACCACAGGCAUUACACCAAAAAAUUGGAAUAGAAGUGCUACAGUUCUAUGUUGGUGAACAGCCCUUAUCAACAAAUACUGCUGAUGAGAUAGUACAGCUGUUUAGUGACCGGAUGUUUGUGGUAGAUGCUGAGCGUGCAGCACGGAUGCAAGCUGCUGCCAACACUGCUCCAGUAUACUUUUAUGUUUUUAGCUACAGAGGAAAACACAGUUUUUCUGAAAUAAUGUCAGGAAAUGAUGUUGACCUAGGUGUCAGUCAUGUUGAUGACAUGGGCUAUAUUAUGAGGAUGGAUGAAAAACAUGGCUUGAAAGUUCUCGAAGCAGAGGAAGACAGAAAAGUAGUGGAGUUAAUGGCUGACAUAACACUCCAUUUUGUUAAUAGUGGGGAUCCAGCAUCAAAAAAGAGAAACAUCACUUGGCCAGCUGUGAGAGGAAAUGCUAAGGAUAUUGACUAUCUGCAAAUUUCUGGAUACAGUGACAUUGCAGCAGCAACAAGUUAUGACCUUGGGAAUCGAGAGUUCUGGGAUUCCUUAGGAAUUUUGGAACCACAAAUGCUGAUCAAAAAAGAACACAAAAUAGAUGAACUCUAAUAGAUAAAUUUAUGUGAAUGUUCAGUGGUAAUCAUCAACUGUCCUCAGAUAUUGUAAAUUGAAUAUCUCCACCUAGCAGCUACAGCUGAAUUAUCUUGUUUGCAAAGAAGAGCACUAAAUGUAGAAUGUGUUAGCCAGGCUACUUCAUGAAACUGGAAAACUCCUGUUCAGAUCAGUAGGUCUAUUUUUGUAAAUAUUAAACAGUAUAUGGUUA
Schistocerca serialis cubense is the source of this 1945-nucleotide messenger RNA. Its product is annotated as venom carboxylesterase-6-like. Gene Ontology annotation, molecular function: hydrolase activity. The transcript is spliced from 10 exons. The record is from RefSeq and is a predicted model, not a curated record. Lineage: Eukaryota; Metazoa; Arthropoda; Insecta; Orthoptera; Acrididae. The coding region runs from base 1 to 1731 and encodes 576 amino acids.